UCCUCCCCGCCCCCCGCCCCCGCAGGCGUGAAGAUCCCCUUGUGGAAGAAGGAGCUGGAGCAGCCCGGGACCAGAGAGGCAGAGGCGGAGGCGGAGGCUGCGGAGGAGGCCGAGGAGAGGCUGCUGGAGGAACGCGCGGCCGAGAGCGAGGCGGAGGGCGGGGAGGCGGAGGGCGGCGAGGGCCGGGAGCGGGGCUCCGUGUCGUACUAUCCGCUGAGCCAGGAGUCCAGCAUCCUGCAGGUGGCGCUGCUGCGGCGCGCGGACAGCGGCUUCUGGGGCUGGUUCAGCCCCUUAGCACUGCUCGGCGGCCUGGCCCCUCCCGCCAACAGGAAGCGGAUCCCCCCGGAGGAGCCGUGCGUGCUGGAGACGCGGCGGCGGCGGCUGCGCGGCGGGGGCUGCGCGCGCUGCGAGAUCCUUUUCUGCAAGAAGUGCAGGAACCUGCACAGCUCGCAGAGCUACGUGGCGCACUGCCUUCUGGAGCACCCGGAUCUGCCGGAGGCGCGGGCUUCUGGAGGCGCGGGGGCUGCCGUGGGCCUUUGAACGCCCCCCAAUCCCCAGUCUCUGUGGCCCUCCAUCCUCGCCUGACUCCAAAUUCCCCGCCCCCCUCUCCUCCCCCGCCCCGACGCGGAGCGCUCUCCAAUACGUACCUGAGAGCCGCCUUCCCGGAGCGCCCCACUCCGAGCAGCCCAGCAGGCCCACCGCUGAUGACCGGGCCCACCUGUCAUCAAUGCGGAGCCCAACAUCACCUGGAGCUCCAUUCCUCCAACAGCGCCUCCCGAGGGCCCCAGCGCCCGGGUCAGCACGCAGUGCCCACCGCCCACCUGACUCGCGCCCCCUGGUACAGCCUCACGCUCAUCUCUGGGGUAUUUCACGUCCUUCGGGCCCGGUGAGCAGAGGCGUCGCCUAGAGAAAAUAACCCCUCUGGGAAACUUGCCCCUUCCCUCAAAUCAUUCAAUAAAGCCCCUAAUCAAAGUGUCAGUGCCUUGAGGUGGGGCGUGGGAUAAAGAUCGACCCUCCUCCCCUUCCCCUGGGUUCAAGCCAGAGGGAAAAGGGCAGGCGGAGAGCCUCCUCCCUGCAACUCCCCCCGGAGAGGGCGGAACAAAGCACUUGCAGCCAAGGGCAG
Messenger RNA from Lagenorhynchus albirostris (white-beaked dolphin), 1123 nucleotides. It is a transcript of the gene PGBDF, whose product is annotated as chromosome 20 C17orf50 homolog. The record is from RefSeq and is a predicted model, not a curated record. The annotation marks the transcript as partial. NCBI's taxonomy places the organism in Eukaryota, Metazoa, Chordata, Mammalia, Artiodactyla, Delphinidae. The transcript is spliced from 2 exons.